AUGUCCAACAACAAGAUUCCGGAUCAAGGGAGGACACCUUCUCCAAAACGUCGCCACAGGACGAUUUUUGGAAACAUGAGUCCGAAUCUGAUUAAUCAAAGCACAAAUUCGAUAUUUACUGGUAAGAAGCUCAAAUCCCCAGAUUUAAAGGUGGUCAGUUCUGAUUGGUCAUCGAAACAUAUACCGACAUCCUCCGAAUCUACUUUGAGCAGCACAAACUUUCAGAAGCUCUCGCAAAAUAUUAAUCGGGAGAGAUCAGGGUCGAAUUCUACAAAGGGAGAUGCAUAUAGAGCGUUUUCACUGGGAUCGAAUCUCAAGAGCUCAAACACAACUAAUAGGAUAUACACACAUACGAAAACGUUUGCAUCGAGGAUGAAACCAAGAAAUAAGACUGGCUCGAAAUCUAGAACGAGCUUAGACAGCCACCAUCUUAGCUUCUACUUUGGCUCCAUCGAUAAGGAAAAAUGCUUUGGAAAAGAUACCAGAUCCGAACUGUUGAAUCUUUCGCAUCACUCGCAUCACAGAAGUCACAGUGAGGUGUUUGAUACACAUUCUAAUGGUACCAGUCUUCGCCGGUCGAACACAUCUGAGAUCUUUGAUAGGUUUAUACCGUCCAGGCAUACGACAUCGGGGAAGUUGUCAUUACGAAAGCCAAAACCAAAGCAGUCUGCACUCCCUGUAGACCACAUUGCAUCGCAAACAUCAAAGAUAUAUCAAAAUACGGUGGCAGAGGCGUGUGGGUUGGAAGUUGGCGAGAGGAUUCUUCAAUUUCGACCGGCUGCACCUGAAAGAACGGCAUCUUCAACAUCUGUAGUUGGUAAUGUGGCUGAGCAGGGAAUACCAGCAUCAACCGUACAAAUGAGACUGAAAAAGAUGCCGACUUGCCCACAGAAGGUGCUCGAUGCCCCGGGAUUCAUCGAUGACUUCUAUCUUAAUCUUGUAACGUGGUCUUCAUCCAAUGUUCUUGCCAUAGCUCUGGGAGACAGCGUUUACUGUUGGAAUGCGGAAACCGGCAACGUGGUUCAACUGGCGAGCUGCAGUAGCACUGUUUGCUCCAUAAGAUGGUCUAAUGACGGCUUCUAUCUCUCAAUAGGGCUAGAGGAUGGCUCGAUUGAAGUUUGGGACUUCGAGAGUUGUCAGAAGCUGCGCACAAUGCGAGGACACGAUUCAAGAGUGGCUGCCCAGUGCUGGAAUCAGCAUGUACUUACAACUGGUAGCCGUUCAGGCCAGUUAAUACAACAUGAUGUGCGAGUGCAAAAGCACCAGAUAGCAGAACUUCAGGGGCACACAGCUGAGGUUUGCGGAAUAGAGUGGAGGCCAGAUGGGUUGCAACUUGCAACGGGAGGAAAUGACAACAUCGUGAAUAUAUGGGAUGCACGCUCCACAACACCACAAUUUAUCAAAACGGCACAUAGUGCAGCUGUCAAAGCUCUAGCGUGGUGUCCAACACACGCAUCACUACUUGCCACAGGUGGAGGAUCGGCCUGCCGGAAAAUUCACUUCUGGAAUACUGCAACCGGAGCCAGAGUGAACACUAUAGACACCCAGUCACAGGUUUCCUCUUUGCACUGGGGAUACAGCAAUGGUGUGGGUAUGGAGUUGGCUGCCACACAUGGAUUUCCCAAUAAUGACAUCAGCGUCUACGCCUACCCGACAUUACAAAAAACUGGAGUUGUGAUAGAUGCACAUGAGUGCAGGGUACUUGGUAGCUGCCUAUCUCCAGAUAGAACAACCUUGGCAACGGUUGCAGCCGAUGAGAAUUUGAAGUUCUGGAAGAUGUUCGACAGCAUUGAGGAUUCGAGGCCCGAGAACUUGACCGAAAAGGAAAUCAACAAGGUGAUCCGUUGA
Molecule: messenger RNA, 1848 nt
Organism: Brettanomyces bruxellensis
Lineage: Eukaryota; Fungi; Ascomycota; Pichiomycetes; Pichiales; Pichiaceae
Exons: 1
Coding region: 1-1848 (615 amino acids)
Biological process (GO): positive regulation of ubiquitin protein ligase activity; positive regulation of anaphase-promoting complex-dependent catabolic process; anaphase-promoting complex-dependent catabolic process
Cellular component (GO): anaphase-promoting complex
Molecular function (GO): protein binding; ubiquitin ligase activator activity; anaphase-promoting complex binding
Source: RefSeq, a predicted model, not a curated record